AUGUUGAUGUUGUUGAUGUUAUUGUUGAUGUUGUUGUUGUUGAUGAUGUUGUUGCUGCAGUUUGUAUUUUCAGCUGGAAGUCCGGGAUGGAUAUUUUUUACCAGAAGUGUGAGUUUGAAAAAUUUCAUGAUUCAAUCGAGACACUUUGGCAAUAGUGUUGAGGCUUUUGAGGUCAUUUUUUCAAUGCAGUUGAUCAUUCUGGCUCCCUCUCACUUGACAAGUCGAGUCAUAUCGGUGUCGAAUAAGAACCGAGGCAGUAUCGCGUCGGUAUGUUCGACCAACACCACUUUCGACACGCUGGACAACUUCACACCGCAGCAUCAACAGCAACAACAAUCGCAACGACAAACAUCAACCACACGACUUGCGUCAAGGAGGGAAUCGUCGCCAGUUCAACCCCAGCACCAGCAGCAACAACCUCAACGCCAGCAACUGCAACUGCCCAUCAUCAACAUUCCAACCACACCGACCACGCCUACCACAAACCUCCCCGCUGCACGCUCCACUGAGAACAUCAACGCCACCAGCGACCACCAGCCGUUCACUAUACCAACACCAUUGCCACUUACUUCCAGAAGAUUCUCUGGACCGAGUCCGACCAACUGUCUUGGUACCAUCGACCCAUCUCUGUACAGGCAUAGGCGCCGGAGUUACAACGAUAUGACUUCAAAAACAGGCGGGAAUAACGACUGCAUGGAAGAGGAUGACGACGACGAAGAUGACAACUUCGAUUACGGGCCCGACUAUCUGGGCAAGAUUCGUUUCGGGGUAAGUUACUCGAAAGAGUCUGAGAAGUUGACCGUGGUCGUCAUGCAGGCCAACAAGUUGCCAUCCAGGAACCCCGGGUCUGCCGACACCUGCGAUCCAUUCAUCAAGUUUGUGUCUCUUCAUAAUCAUCCUCCUCAUCAUCAUGUAUAA
Messenger RNA from Helobdella robusta, 918 nucleotides. RefSeq lists its product as hypothetical. Gene Ontology annotation, molecular function: calcium ion binding; phosphatidylserine binding; SNARE binding. Gene Ontology annotation, cellular component: axon; synapse. The transcript has 3 exons. Bases 1 to 918 code for a protein of 305 amino acids. The record is from RefSeq and is a predicted model, not a curated record. Gene Ontology annotation, biological process: vesicle fusion; calcium-ion regulated exocytosis; regulation of calcium ion-dependent exocytosis. NCBI's taxonomy places the organism in Eukaryota, Metazoa, Annelida, Clitellata, Rhynchobdellida, Glossiphoniidae.